This is a messenger RNA of Phycomyces blakesleeanus NRRL 1555(-), 369 nucleotides long. RefSeq lists its product as hypothetical. Bases 1 to 369 code for a protein of 122 amino acids. The transcript has 3 exons. The record is from RefSeq and is a predicted model, not a curated record. Lineage: Eukaryota; Fungi; Mucoromycota; Mucoromycetes; Mucorales; Phycomycetaceae.
AUGACACUUGCUUUGUCAACUUGGAGAGGAACCCAUCGACCAACCGCUUUCCAAAGUUCUGAUAAAGGCAAGCAAACAAGCAGUAAUCACCACAUCAAUCACCACAUCAAUAACAAUCCCAUCAUUGUACCGAAAAUAGUUUGUCUCUUUGAGACAAUUGGACAUAUAGAUUUUGAUUCGUCCAAAACAUUUUCUAAUUUGUCUCAAUCUCAAAUAUUUGUCCAAUGGCACCACGCCAUGAAGAACGUUUACUUGUUCUACCUGGCCAGUGGGUGUGAAAAACCGGCGGAUUGGGUCGCUGUUUCCCACAAAUUAAUGCGGAGACAUUUUGUUGGCAUGCAAGGUUUAUUUUAUUUACCCAAAAUUUGA